Sordaria macrospora k-hell is the source of this 786-nucleotide messenger RNA. RefSeq lists its product as uncharacterized. Lineage: Eukaryota; Fungi; Ascomycota; Sordariomycetes; Sordariales; Sordariaceae. The record is from RefSeq and is a predicted model, not a curated record.
AUGGCCAACAAUCGCAGACGCGCAGAUAUGAGGAUUGGCCUCCACCUCAUGCUGCUUCGGUGGAGACGUUGCUCACCUUUCCUAGAUCCUCCUGCCCAGCCCACGACCGUUCCUCGAGAGGCCGGUAAUCCUUUCGACGCCGCCUUUGAUCUCGAGCGCGGGUUCCAAGGACGCUUCCAGUCUAAGGAAGCGUUUGAGGAGUACCAACGCGAGUGCCUAGCGCAACGCAACGGCCAGGAUAAGGCGCAAGUGGACCUAGCCGACAGAGACGUGUGGCGCAAGAAGCUUUUCGGCGCCAUCCGCGACUUCUCUGAGGUGGAAAAUCAGGCUCGUCGAAAGGGUCAGAGCACCAGGGUGCAAGGUAUCGCUCAAGCCAGUGCUAGUCCGCAGUCAACUCAGCCGGAAGCCGCCCCUGUGUUUAUCGAGAACACACAUGUGAGAAGAGCCCGAGCUCUUGAAGAUGAUGAGGUUGAGAUGAUAUCUUACGAGCUUCUGGACAUAGUCGAAAAGGCUCACCAAGGCCAGGUCAACAUUGGCAACUGGGCUGAAGGCGGGCAAUGGACCUUCCAGCAGUAUCCAUCGUUUGCUUCCAGGGUGGAGGCGUUACUUCAUGCCUUGAAGAUCAACAAGGCCGUACCUGUCAGCUUUGCUGACCCAGACUAUAUUAUGAGAUGGGCUUGCGCUCCUGCCAAGGAGGUCGUGAAUUCCGAGGAAAACCUCCACGCUGCUGCGGUCAAGCGAGAGCAGCUGGCGAGUGCCAAGCGGAGAACAGAGGAGCCCGAGUGA